Neocloeon triangulifer is the source of this 1085-nucleotide messenger RNA. RefSeq names its product large ribosomal subunit protein uL18 (gene RpL5). The record is from RefSeq and is a predicted model, not a curated record. Gene Ontology annotation, cellular component: ribosome; cytosolic large ribosomal subunit. Gene Ontology annotation, molecular function: structural constituent of ribosome; 5S rRNA binding. Gene Ontology annotation, biological process: ribosomal large subunit assembly; translation. Bases 130 to 1035 code for a protein of 301 amino acids. The transcript has 5 exons. Lineage: Eukaryota; Metazoa; Arthropoda; Insecta; Ephemeroptera; Baetidae.
GUGGCAACAGGUGAGUGUUUUUGUCUGUCAACUUGGCAACACUGAAUUUGAUUCUCUGUCGGAGGAGAAAGGACGUGCCUGCCGUGUGGCACCCGAUUAUUUCUCUAAUUUUUCAUCUAGACACUCAAAAUGGGUUUCGUCAAAGUCGUGAAGAACAAGGCGUACUUCAAGCGCUUCCAAGUCAAAUUCAAGAGGCGUCGUGAGGGUAAGACAGAUUACUACGCGAGAAAGCGUCUCGUUAUUCAAGUUAAAAACAAAUACAAUACACCCAAGUACCGUCUCAUCGUCAGAUUCUCCAACAAGGACAUCACCUGCCAGGUUGCAUAUGCCCGCAUUGAGGGUGACAUGAUUUUGUGCGCAGCUUAUGCUCACGAGCUGCCCAAGUAUGGUAUUAAGGUUGGCUUGACCAACUACGCUGCCGCUUACUGUACUGGCCUGCUGUUGGCAAGAAGACUGCUCAAAAAACUGAGCUUGGACGAAUUGUACAAGGGCUGCGAAGAAGUCAAUGGAGACGAAUACAAUGUCGAGCCUAAUGAUGAAGGCCCAGGUGCCUUCCGUUGCUACCUUGACGUUGGUCUUGUCCGCACGACCACCGGAGCCCGUGUUUUUGGUGCCAUGAAGGGUGCCGUUGACGGAGGCCUGAACAUCCCUCACAGUUUGAAGAGAUUCCCUGGAUAUAGUGCUGAGAGCAAGGAGCUGAAUGCUGAGGUCCACAGAAAUCACAUUUUCGGACAGCAUGUUGCUGACUACAUGCGCAGCUUGGCUGAGGAGGAUGAUGAUGCCUUCAAGAGGCAAUUCUCUAAAUAUGUCAAGCUCGGAAUCACGGCUGACUCCAUCGAGGGCCUGUACAAGAAGGCUCACGCUGCUAUCCGUGCUGACCCUUCACCAGCACCUGCGGCCAAAAAGGACGCAAAGAAGCCCGUAAAGAGAUGGAACAGGGCAAAGAUGACGAGACUCGAACGCAAGAACCGUGUUACACAGAAGAAGGCAGCCUUCAUCAAAAAGCUGUCCGAAGGUGCCGAGGGAGGCGAUUAAUUCGUCGCGCAUUUUUUGUGGAUUGGUUAAUAAAUUCACUAUAUUCAGGA